GAGAGGGAGAAGCAGGUUCCCCCAGGGCAGGGAGCCUGAGGCCUGCAAUCCCAGGACCCUGGGAUCAUGACCUGAGCCAAAGCAGAUGCUUAACGGACUGAGCCACCCAGGCGCCCUCUUUUGGUUAAUUUUUGUUGGACACAACAAUCCGAGUUUUAACAAGUUCCGUGUGCUGUUUCUGAUGCCUAGAAGAAUUUGGAAAUUACUGGAAUAAAUAGAUAAUAUUUAAACUACACUGGAUCAACGCCUAGGAACCAAUGCUGGUUCUGUCAUUAACUCCCUGUAUGACCUUAGGCAAUUCCUUCUCCUCUGUAGAUCUCAUUUUCCUCAUCAAAAAAAGGAUGGAGAAGUUCACGUCUUAGCCCUUUCUUUCUAGCUCUCACCUUUCAGGGUAGUUCGCAGCCGAGGACCGCCGGAGUCUGAGAACUACAGUCCCCACAAUACCUUGCGGUUCUCUGCCCUCCUGCGGUUGUGGAGAAGGUUCGCUAGUAGACGCGCUCCCCACAAUCCUUUGCGGUAGUUCAAGAUGGCGGCGCCCAAUAGCGCCUUGAGUGAUUUGGAGAGCAGCAGCAGCAGCAGCGAUGCGGAGGAGCUGGCACGGUGCCGGGAGGCGGCGAUGCCGGCCUGGGGCUUGGAGCAGCGCCAGAGAGGGCCGGAGAAGCCAAGAGCCGAUGCAGGAAAUAAUCAGUGGCCAGCCACCCAGCCGAGCCUCAGGCGUAGGGUGGACGAACAUGAACAAGACGGCAAUGAACUUCAGACCACCCCCGAAUUCCGAGCCCACGUAGCCAAGAAACUGGGAGCCCUGCUGGACAGCUCAAUUACCAUCUCCGAAGUCGUGAAGGAGCCAGCGAAGGCUGAGGUGCAGAAAGUCCCCGCGGAGGAUGACGGCUUCCGCCUCUUCUUCACAUCCAUCCCUGGAGGCUCUGAGAAGAAAGCUGCCCCCCAGCCUGGCCGAAAGCGAUUACCUUCCAGCUCCAGCAGCGAGGACAGUGAGGAGGAGAGGCAGCGGUGCCGGGAGGCAGCUGUGUCGGCCUCCGACAUCUUCCAGGAAUCUGCCAUCCACGGCCCUAUCAGAGUGGAUGGAGAGGCAAAGAAGAAGAAAAAGAAGUUGAAAAAGAAAGCCAAGAAGGAGGCCAGUGCCGACUUGGUCGCCGCCACCACCACCACCACAAGCGGGACCACAGUUGGGAAGCAGGAAAAGCAGUCACCCAAGCUCAAUGGAGACCAGGCAUCACUGGGGACCAAAAAGAAGAGAAGGAAGAAAAAAGCCAAGAAGACCAGUGAGGCUUCCCCAUUCCCACCAACAAAGAGUGCAGUGGCCACACCUGCAAACUGAUCCCCACCCACGGGCACAGGGCUCAGCUAGCCCCGAGGACAAGGUGCCCACGGGGGGCAAGGCAUGUCCAAGCCCCACCUCCCUCUCCAAGUUCAAGGGCUUGGCUGGCAAGUCCAUACUUGGCCCAUGAUUGGGUCUUGCCCAAGGGUCGGGACAAAGACGGCUGUAGGAUGAGAAGCCUAAUCAAGGCCUACCCAUCCAUGCUCCCAUUGGGAACUGGGGCAGACCUGUCGUCCCAGAACAUUCUAUGGCCUCAGGAAAAAGGAGCUGUCCAGUUAUUCAAGACUGUCGAUCAAGUGGUAAAGCUUCUAUCUUCCCGGUACUGUCUGAGGAGAGCGAGUGAAGGGAGAGCUUUACCUUCCCCUCCACCUUCUCAACCCGGAGUGGGAGACAACCUUAAGAAACUGAGGGAAGGGGUCGGCCCAGAAAGAGUUCUGUACUUCUGCCCCCAGGCCACACAGACUUGAUGUGACAUUGUCUGAAAAAGGAGAGAGAUUCUAUCCCCACCCCAGGUUUCCAGAAUUUUUUCCCCCACAUUUGUGAAUAUACCAUGCACGAUCAUGUCUCUGAGCCAACCCGAUUAUUGAAAAUAAAUUGUUGAGAGACUCCA
Ailuropoda melanoleuca (giant panda) is the source of this 1946-nucleotide messenger RNA. It is a transcript of the gene C12H12orf43, whose product is annotated as chromosome 12 C12orf43 homolog. Gene Ontology annotation, biological process: Spemann organizer formation; negative regulation of Wnt signaling pathway; Wnt signaling pathway. The transcript is spliced from 6 exons. The record is from RefSeq and is a predicted model, not a curated record. NCBI's taxonomy places the organism in Eukaryota, Metazoa, Chordata, Mammalia, Carnivora, Ursidae. The coding region runs from base 527 to 1336 and encodes 269 amino acids.